Messenger RNA from Chironomus riparius, 1473 nucleotides. The record is from the annotation of a GenBank genome assembly. Lineage: Eukaryota; Metazoa; Arthropoda; Insecta; Diptera; Chironomidae.
AACAUUUCAAAUUUAAUGCAUUUUCUGAAAGUUUUUCAAUCGUAAAAAGUUUGUGACAAGAUGCUCCGAAAUUUACCAAAGUUUUCAUUCAGCAACUUCCAACAGGUUCGUUUCUUGAACCUUCAGGAACAUUUCUCACAAGCCAUCCUCAAUGAGCAUAACAUUACAACUCCAAAAUUUAAAGUAGCAAAAAGUGCAAAGGAAGCAGAACAAGCAGCAAAGGAUUUAUUAACAAAGAAUAUGGUAGUAAAGGCUCAAGUACUGACUGGAGGACGUGGAUUAGGAGCAUUUGAGAAUGGAUUUCAAGGAGGUGUUCAUACUGCUAUAAGUCCAUGUGAAGUCAAGGAAUUAGCUAGCAAAAUGAUUGGCAAUCGUUUAAUAACCAAACAAACCAAGCAGGGGGGAAUCAUCUGCAAUUCAGUGAUGAUAACCGAACGAAAGUUUCCACGACGUGAAUUUUACUUUGCAUUUGCACUUAACCGUGAGCACAAUGGACCAGUUCUGAUUGCAUCAUCAAAAGGUGGAGUUAAUAUUGAAGAUGUAGCUGCAAGAUCACCAGAAGAUGUAAUUUAUGAGCCAAUUGACAUAUCAAAAGGGUUUACUAAAGAAAUUGCAGAAUGGAUAUUAAGAAGAGUUGGAAUAACUGAUCAACCUGGACCUGCUUGUAAAAUGUUAUGCAAUUUAUACAAUUUGUUUGUAAAGAAAGAUGCAUUACUGGCUGAGAUUAAUCCGUAUGUAGAAGAUGUCUGCAUGAAUUAUUAUCCCCUUGAUGUCAAAAUUACAUUCGAUGAUAAUGCAAAAUUUCGUCAGCGUGAAAUAUUUGAAAAAUUCGACGAGACUCAAGGAGAUCCAAAAGAAAUUGCAGCAAGUAAAUUAGACAUGUCAUAUAUAUCACUUGAUGGCUCAAUUGGAUGCUUAGUAAACGGCGCAGGACUUGCAAUGGCAACAGCAGAUAUACUCGAUUAUCAUGGUGGAACUCCAGCAAAUUUUCUUGAUGUUGGCAGUAUGGCAAGUUCUGAACAUGUUCGACAAGCCAUGAAUAUUAUCAUGAUGGAUGAAAAAGUUCGAACAGUUUUUGUAAAUAUUUUUGGUGGUAUGAUGAAUUGUGUUGCUGUAGCCGAAGGUCUUUUGAAGGCAGUUCGUGAAUCUGACAUCAAAAUUCCAAUUGUAUUGCGCAUACUAGGAAAUAAUCAAGAAAUUGCAAGGAAGAUGAUCAAAGAUGCAAAUACAAAUAUUAUGGCAUAUCAAGAAUUUGAUGAAGCUACGGAAAUGGCUGUGAGAUGCUCUAAAAUCAUGGAACUUGCUGAUGCAGGGAAUUUAAAUGCUGAUUUAACGAUGAAAUUAAUUUGUGAUUGUGAACCAGCUCCUGCCGAGGGUGAAGUUAAGUGCUAAAAAGUGAGCAUCAAUAACGAGAAGGAACGAGGGAGGCUGUUUCCCCUAUGCCAAAUAUAUUUUUCGGUCACGAUCCAAUUA